Messenger RNA from Anoplopoma fimbria (sablefish), 2507 nucleotides. RefSeq names its product 6-phosphofructo-2-kinase/fructose-2,6-biphosphatase 2b (gene pfkfb2b). Gene Ontology annotation, cellular component: cytosol. Gene Ontology annotation, molecular function: fructose-2,6-bisphosphate 2-phosphatase activity; ATP binding; 6-phosphofructo-2-kinase activity. NCBI's taxonomy places the organism in Eukaryota, Metazoa, Chordata, Actinopteri, Perciformes, Anoplopomatidae. The transcript is spliced from 16 exons. Gene Ontology annotation, biological process: fructose metabolic process; fructose 2,6-bisphosphate metabolic process. The record is from RefSeq and is a predicted model, not a curated record. The coding region runs from base 94 to 1677 and encodes 527 amino acids.
UGCAAACUCUCGGUCCGGUAGAUCGAGAGAUCCGCGUCUGCAGAGGCUUUUUCCAGCAGGACUCCUAUUAUUCCCACAUCUACCAGACUCAACAUGUCCAGCACUCAGAUAGACAACGGCUCUGCAAACUCUGCAGAAGCCAAGAAAGCAGACAUGAGAAUGACCGAGAAGAAGUGCUCGUGGGCCUCCUAUAUGACAAACUCUCCAACGGUGAUCGUAAUGAUCGGCCUGCCUGCAAGAGGGAAGACCUACAUGUCGAAGAAACUCACACGUUACCUCAACUGGAUCGGAGUCCCAACUAAAGUGUUUAACUUGGGCGUGUACCGCAGAGAGGCCGUCAGAGCUUAUAAGUCCUAUGAUUUCUUCCGGCAUGACAAUGAGGAAGCCAUGAAAAUAAGGAAGCAGUGUGCUCUGGUCGCUCUGCAGGAUGUGAAGGCGUACCUGUUGGCCGAGGGAGGUCAGAUUGCGGUGUUUGAUGCAACAAACACAACAAGAGAACGGCGUGACCUCAUUCUAGCUUUUGUGAAGGAGUAUGCAUUUAAGGUGUUCUUUGUGGAGUCGGUGUGUGACGACCCAGAGGUCAUUGCUGCUAAUAUUCUGGAAGUGAAAGUGUCCAGUCCAGACUACCCUGAGAGACACAGAGAGAGAGUGAUGGGCGAUUUCCUCAAACGAAUCGAGUGCUACAAGGUCACUUAUCAACCGUUAGAUCCUGAUGAUUACGACAAGGACCUGUCUUUCAUCAAGGUGAUGAACGUGGGCCGGCGUUUUCUGGUGAACCGCGUUCAGGACUACAUCCAGAGCAAGAUCGUCUACUACCUCAUGAACAUCCACGUGCACUCUCACUCCAUCUACCUGUGUCGGCACGGAGAGAGCGACCACAACGUUGAAGGCCGCAUCGGAGGAGACUCUGAACUUUCUCCUCGAGGCAAACAGUUCGCCAGUGCCCUGCGAGACUUCAUCGAGGAGCACGAAUUGUCGGAUUUGAAGGUGUGGACGAGCCAACUGAGAAGAACCAUCCAGACAGCCGAGGAGCUGGGCGUCCCUUAUGAACAGUGGAAGAUACUCAACGAGAUUGACGCGGGUGUGUGUGAGGAGAUGACUUAUGAGAUGAUCCAGAACACGUUCCCAGAGGAGUUUGCUUUGAGGGACCAGGACAAGUACCACUAUCGUUACCCUGGAGGGGAGUCCUACCAGGACCUUGUUCAACGCUUGGAGCCGGUUAUCAUGGAGCUGGAGAGGCAGGGCAACGUGUUGGUCAUCUGCCACCAGGCUGUCAUGCGCUGUCUGCUGGCUUACUUCCUGGACAAGAGUGCAGAAGAUCUGCCGUACAUGAAAUGCCCGCUCCACACAAUACUCAAGCUAACUCCUGUUGCAUACGGUUGUAAAGUGGAGAUGUUCUAUCUUAACGUGGAGGCAGUGAACACGCAUCGAGACCGGCCUCUUGAUAAAAUCCCGAGGGACUCUGCUCUCAUACAUCGGCGGAAUAGUUACACGCCCUUGUCCAGUCACGGCCAGGUCAAGCGGCCCAGGCUCUACAGCGCGGGCAACCAGCCCUGGCUACCGCUCGCCCCCACCCCAUCAGCUCUGAUGCCAGAGGGACGGCAAAGCCAAGAGUCCCUGUGCGAAGGAAGCGACUUUGACAGCCCCGAAGAAACUAGUGGCUGUGUCCGCUUCUGAGUGAAGAUGAAAGCCUCUUCCUUUAUGGCACAAUGUGAGCAACGGGUUUGGGUUCAGUCCUAAAUCCGAAGACUUUUUGGAAAUGAUAAUCAGAUUUUAUGAGGUCACUUUUUGGUCCUAUCUAUCUCAACCUCUCUGUUUAACUUUACUCUGCAUGCAGAGGCUUUGAACUGGAAGCCUUAUCAUUAGUACCAUUUAAACUUCUGCAUGUGCGACAUAAUCAAUCAAACAUAAAAAAAACAGGCACCUAAUCAUCAUUGUGAAUAAUAUAUACUACUUUACUGAACUUUAAGUAUAUUGAUAGAAUGAGCUCUUCUGUAUGAAUGUAACAAGAACAAUUGGGCGUCAUUAUGAUGAAAGCCAAUUUUCAGUAUUGCAACUAGAAUAUGUUAUAAAUGAAUUGCAGUAAAAAUAUUUUUAUAAUAAAAAAUACCUUCAUCUACCAUGCAAACAAGCUGUAGAUCUUAUAAAAUGUAUUCCUAGCCAUCAUCUGUUAUGUCUUCUGAUAUUUAUUUGGUUUGGAUUUGAGAGAAUGUACUUUUCGGGUUCUGAAGGAAAUUCAAAUACUGAAAUGUCUUGUUAGAUAAAAAUACAACAUUGCUGGACAAACUGUGUACCAGCAGCAGAUAAAAAAAACUUUGUUUUCUGCCAUAAGCUGCCAUUUCAUAAUGUUCACAAGCUAAUGUUAUCUGUUACAAUGUUCAAAACACAAAAUACUUUCAUUUUUCUUACUAAUAAUAGACAGUGGCACAAGUUCCAUUCUAUGACUGUGUAAGUUUUGACUGUUGCUAAGUUUUUUUUUGCUCAAUCAGCCUACUUGUGCCUUUUAA